UUCUAUAGUUGGCAUUUGGCAGUAUUUGUAAAUACGUUAAAAAGAGGCAAAAUCUGUCAAAUAUGUGUGACAAAGUAUUUUGCUGCGUGCAACAACACCAAAAUUUGAACUGCUUCAGCAUUACAUGCACACACGCACAUACCCAUUUUAAAAGUACCGGUGAAAAGAUCGAGUAGCCGAAAGCUGUACGCAAAAACGCAGAAUGACUUUUAUCGACAUCACAGACAAACUGGAAAAAUUGAAAGAAGAAACCGUUCGAUUGCAAACAGAGCAGCUCGAAGAACUAAACAUGGCUCUUGAAGCACUUCUUCAGCGAAUGGCUGCCCUGAAUGAUGAAAUCAAAGAAUCUUUCCAUGCAACUUGCCGAAAAGUAACCGAACUUCAAGAAUUAUUACGAAUGGAAACAGAACUGAAUCGCCGCAAUACACAAAUGUCAUUAUUUUUGCUUUUCAUUCUUGCAGUGAAUAUAUUCGUUUGUUUCUGGAAUUUUUUCAAUAGUUCGAUAUAUAAGUAAGAUGAAUUGCAUUUUGUAGGUUCAUCCAAACAUCUCACCCAUUUUUAUCAUCAAAAUCAAAUUUUCGCACCCAAAAUUCCAUUAAAAGUUCUCCACUAGCACCAAUCAAACAAAAAGUAAAAAAAUAAUUAUAAAUGU
Messenger RNA from Contarinia nasturtii (swede midge), 652 nucleotides. RefSeq lists its product as uncharacterized. NCBI's taxonomy places the organism in Eukaryota, Metazoa, Arthropoda, Insecta, Diptera, Cecidomyiidae. The transcript is spliced from 3 exons. Bases 203 to 514 code for a protein of 103 amino acids. The record is from RefSeq and is a predicted model, not a curated record.